CAUGUGCCACCAAAAUUCCCACAUAACGUAACUGAUAUAGACAUUUCUCACAAUAACAUAAAAGAGAUAAAGAGUGGGGACUUCCAAAAUCUUACAUAUUUGAAAACCUUAAACAUUUCCUGCAACUCAAUUUCUUAUGUUGAGAAAGGAGCUUUCAGAGACUUGAUUUCCUUAACAGAAUUGGGCCUGAGCAGUAACCAUUUGACUAGAAUCACAAAAGAAUUCUUCCAUGGCCUGACCAAUCUAAAAGUGCUCCUCCUUGACAGGAACAACAUUUCGACCAUUGAAAAUUCAUCAUUUUCUGUCUUCCACCACUUACAAAUACAAACACUGGAUGAAAUACAUAUAGAUUCCAACAACAUCUCAAUUUUUCAGUCGAUCGAUGUCUCAAAUUCAUCCCUCAGACUUCAAAUACUGAAUUUAGCUGACAAUCCUCUAAACAUUUUCAGGAUUAGUGCAGACAUUUUCCCCUAUCUCCAGGCAAUCAAUCUGUCCUAUUGUUUUUCAAAUACAAGUUUAGAAUGGGACGUGCUGAACACAAGUUUCUUUAGGAAUGUUAAGAGACUUGAUAUGUCUGGUGUUAGUGUCCCAUUAAAGCAAUUCAACAUGAUACUGCAAACAUUUAAUAAUUCCCUAGUUGAGUUAAUAUUGAAAACUAAGAAAGGGUCUAACAAGCCAUCUGGUUUCCAGUAUGAUGCUUUUGUUUCCUACAACAAACAUGAUGAACUUUGGGUCACCAGUGAGUUGCUCCCCAAACUAGAGGGAGAACAGGGAUGGAGAUUAUGUCUGCACCACCGGGACUUCCAACCAGGGAAACCCAUCGUGGACAACAUCGUGGACGGCAUCUACAGCAGCCGCAAGACUAUCUGCAUCCUCAGCCAGCACUACCUGGAGAGUGAGUGGUGUUCCAAGGAAGUGCAGGUGGCCAGCUUCCGUCUGUUCGAUGAGAAAAAGGACGUUCUGAUCCUGGUGUUCCUGGAGGACAUUCCAGUCUACCGGCUGUCCCCGUACUACAGGAUGAGGGGCCUGGUGAAGAAACACACGUACCUCAGCUGGCCCAAAGUGGGACAGGACACUCGGAUCUUCUGGGAGAAACUAAGAGUUGCCCUUGGUACCAGAAGGGGUUCUGAGGAGGAGAAUUCCCUCAGUGAUGUGCAGAAUGUCCUUUGA
Messenger RNA from Sardina pilchardus (European sardine), 1170 nucleotides. RefSeq names its product toll-like receptor 13. The record is from RefSeq and is a predicted model, not a curated record. Gene Ontology annotation, biological process: inflammatory response; toll-like receptor signaling pathway; immune response. Lineage: Eukaryota; Metazoa; Chordata; Actinopteri; Clupeiformes; Clupeidae. Gene Ontology annotation, cellular component: plasma membrane. Gene Ontology annotation, molecular function: transmembrane signaling receptor activity; protein binding. The transcript is spliced from 3 exons. The annotation marks the transcript as partial.